Molecule: messenger RNA, 7692 nt
Organism: Lytechinus pictus (painted urchin)
Lineage: Eukaryota; Metazoa; Echinodermata; Echinoidea; Temnopleuroida; Toxopneustidae
Product: NADPH--cytochrome P450 reductase-like
Exons: 15
Coding region: 194-2245 (683 amino acids)
Biological process (GO): response to hormone
Cellular component (GO): cytosol
Molecular function (GO): FMN binding; flavin adenine dinucleotide binding; NADPH-hemoprotein reductase activity
Source: RefSeq, a predicted model, not a curated record
AUUCCAAAAUCGGGUCGCAGACCCAUCGUACGUGCGGUCGGCUUGACUAGGGCGCGCUUACGUCACCAGCCAGCUGAAGGUCAAAGGUUAUUGCAUAACAUGCAGUGCAAAGAGCUGUGUCGGAUCGUGAGCAAAUUCUCUGAUAUUAUUUUAGGAAAUUCUGGAGUUGAUUAAAAGGUGUAAAUGAAGUAUCAUGUUUCCUGAGGCUGAAGCUAGUGAAUCGAUAGAAGCUGCAUCAACUGAAACCAUGGCUGGUCCGGCGAUUGGCACGCUUGAUAUCUUCCUUCUUGGUCUGAGUGUAGGAGUGGGUGUCUACUGGUUCUUCUUCCGCAAAAAGGCUGAGAGCAAGACAGAAGGUCUUGUUAAUCCCAUUACAAGUUCUUCAAUGACUAUGAGUUCCAGUAGUGGGUCAGGAUUUAUCCAGAAAAUGAAGUCAUCUGGUAGGAAUGUUGUUGUUUUCUAUGGAUCCCAGACGGGUACAGGGGAAGAGUUUUCCAGUCGGCUGGCCAAAGAAGCCCAGCGUUAUGGUCUGAAGGGCAUGGUAGCAGACCCGGAGGAAAACGAAAUGGAGGACUUGUCUCAGUUAGCUGACAUUGAAAACUCGCUUGCUAUCUUCUGUAUGGCUACGUAUGGUGAAGGAGAUCCGACAGACAAUGCCCAGGAGUUCUAUGAUUGGUUACAGGAUGGCAACGGUGACCUUACAGGGGUCAAGUAUGCUGUUUUUGGCCUUGGCAACAAGACCUAUGAACACUAUAAUGCCAUGGGCAAGUAUUUGGACAAACGAUUAGAGGAGCUUGGUGGGGAAAGAAUAUUUGAACUUGGAUUAGGAGAUGAUGAUCAGAAUAUUGAGGAAGAUUUUGUAACAUGGAAAGAUCGUUUCUGGCCUGCAGUCUGUGAAUAUUAUGGAUUAGAAGCAACUGGAGAUGAAUCAAAUAUACGUCAAUAUGCUGUAACUGAACACACCGAAGAUGUCCCUGAGAAGGUGUUUACUGGAGAAGUGGCUCGGCAUGGUUCGUUCAGGAACCAAAAACCACCUUAUGAUGCCAAGAACCCGUACCUGGCACCAAUCGCCGUCAAUCGUGAGCUUCAUCAAGGUGGAGAUAGGUCUUGUAUGCACAUUGAAUUUGACAUCUCAGGAUCAAGAAUCAGGUAUGAGAGUGGUGACCAUGUUGCUGUGUAUCCUACCAAUGAUCCUGAAUUAGUUGCUGCUAUUGGUAGGAUCCUGGAUGCCGAUCUCAGUAGGGUCUUCACCCUAACCAAUGUUGAUGAGGAGGCCAGUAAGAAGCAUCCGUUCCCUUGCCCUACCAGCUACCAGACUGCCUUUUCUCAUUACCUGGACAUCACCUCAUGUCCUCGAACCAACGUCCUCAAGGAGAUCUCAGAGUAUGCCACCGAUCCUGCAGACAAGGAAAAACUACUUCUCAUGAGUUCUGCAACUCCAGAGGGCAAGAAAGAAUACAGUGACUGGGUGAUCAAGUGCCAUCGGAACAUCGUUGCCAUCUUAGAAGACCUUCCAUCCGUCAAGGUUCCGUUGGACCAUCUCUGUGAAUUGCUUCCUCGUCUGCAUGCCAGAUAUUACUCAAUUUCUUCAUCACCAAAGGUAAGCCCAGACAAGAUUUCCAUCACUGCGGUUCUCAUCCGUUACACCACGCCCACGGGUAGGAUAGGGAAGGGCGUGGCCACCAACUGGCUCAAAGAUAAGAUCCCCAAUGGGCCUGAGAACACCCACAGAGUGCCCAUCUAUGUGCGCAAGUCGCAGUUCAGACUACCAUUCAAGACCACCACCCCAAUCAUCAUGGUUGGACCAGGUACUGGUCUGGCUCCUUUCAGGGGGUUCAUCCAAGAGAGGGACUUCUACAAGAAAGACGAGACCAAAAAGGUCGGUGACAGCAUCCUGUUCUUCGGCUGUCGCAAGAGCACCGAAGACUACAUCUACAAGGACGAGCUAGAGGAGUACACGAAGAAUGGUACCUUGACAGACGUCCAUGUAGCCUUCUCCAGGGAGACGUCGGAGAAGGUCUAUGUGCAGCAUCUGAUGAAGAAGUGCCAGAAGCAGAUCUGGGGUAUGCUGGAGAAAGGCAGUCAUAUCUACGUCUGUGGUGAUGCCCGCUUCAUGGCUCCGGAUGUCCAGCGUACCAUCCGAGAGAUCAUCUGUCAGGAGGGCGGCAAGACCCAAACAGAGGCAGAGGAUUAUAUCAAGAAAAUGCAAUCAAAGGGACGCUAUUCUUGUGAUGUUUGGAGCUAAUCCUCGUCUCCUACCCAGUCUGAUUUUGUAAUGUGAAAGGGAUGUGGUGACUUUGAAUAUAUAUGAGCUGUAAGGCCCUCUUUGCUGCCUGUGUAUGUACUGUGGUGUAAACAAAAUCAGUUCCUGAAAAAAAAAAUGAUCACAAAGCAGAAGUGUCAAAUACAGUUAGAGAACACAUUUUUUAUAGAGAACCCAACCCCCCCCCCUUUUGUAAUAUUUACUGCAGUAUUGUAUUUAGGUGUACCUCAGUAUGGUUUUCUAAAUGUUGGUGUUGAUGCAAUUCCAUAAGAAUAUCCACAUUUUUGUAUGCCCGUCCCCAUUUUUUUUUCCAUUUUUACUUUAAAGUACUUGAGCCUUGUUAAUCUUAGAGCAUAGGCAAAUGUUCUUUGAACUUGAAAUCAGAGAUGAAUCAUGACAAAAAUUUCCAGCAUGUAAGGGGUUGAACAGAAAUGUAUUAUGGGAUUUCCCAUUUUGUCAUAGUCAUAGAAGUCUUGACAAUUGAUAUAACCAAUGGCUUAUAUUCUGGGAUAUGCUUGUACGCUCCUGCAUACUCCUGUAUGCUUGUGUAACAAAAAGCUUAGCAUCUGAUUGUAGGGCUGAUUUUUACAUUGGAAAGCAUAGGUCACCCACCAUGUGCAAUCAAUCUUAUACAUCAAUUGUACGGUCAGUCGCCAAGUUUUGUGUGGUAGGGCCCUGGAAAUCAGUAGAAAAAACCCAGACAUGUAUGAAUACAAUUCAUUUCAUCACGCCACCCCUAACAAAGUUACCAAAUUCAGGUUUAUUAUACUCCGCUUUACAUUGGACAUCCUUGGUCUAUUUGCAUAUAUCAGAUUGGAGUUGUGUUCAUCUUUUUAUUCUUAUAUUUUUAGAAUAAAAUUGGUAAAGCCUUAAAAUGGGAAUGCCUAUUAUUUAAUAUUUAUGUAUAACAUGAUGAACAAACCCUUUUCUCAACCCCAGCCUUUUUAUUGCAGUUGAUGUCUGCAUAAUGUUUAUAAAUUUUCGAGAUGCAGAAACUUAUUCCAGUGAAGAUUUAGUGAUUAUUUGAAAAGGAAGUUGGUUUUGAAUAACUUUCCUCAAAAGGGAUGGGAUCGCUUAGGCGCCUCAACAGAAUUCUGUGCCACUUUUGGCUUUGUCUUUUAUCAUCAAACCCAUUCAGCAUCUUUUUCCUUUUUAACACUCUCAUUUUCUUCAUUGACAAAAGAAUGGGUUAGGAGCAUCAGGGAAAGCUGCUCUAAAUUUCUGCAUACGGAGUAGCUGCUAAAGACAAUGUACACAUUAAUCCUUUAUUAAAGAAGUAGGUAUUACUAAUAAGGGCCAUAGCAGACCUCACUAUCAUUGUUAUAUAAGAGAAUGUUACCUUUUUUUAUGGUAUCAUCUGAAAUUGGAAUAGUAAUCAUACUGUUUAUAAUAAUGUGAAACACGGAUGAUUGUAUUAUUAAGUACUUUGUCAAUGUAUGGAACUUGAUAUAAUUCUUGUAUAAUUUAUAUUAGAACUGGAUGGCACUUCCAGAGAAUUACCAAUGCAGAUAAAGACUUACUUUAGACAUUGGUAUCCUCGUGUUAGACAGUAAUGUAAAUUGGACAGCCUCCUUCCAGGUUAAGUAUGAAUUUGAAUGAAUUCAUUACAAUGUUGCGCACUCAUGAAAAUAAUUUAUCUGGUAACUUACUGUUUGUGUCACAAUAUUGUACUUUUUAUUUUAUUAAUAUCAGAUAAUUGAAAACAUGGUUCAAGCUUUUCUAUUUCUUUGCAUGAUUAAAAUUUAAGCUGUUAUUCAUAUUGUUUUUUUUUUGUGUGUGUGUCUUGUGUAAUUUAAGUGAAUGUCUUCUCACUUUUAUACCUGUAUAACAACCUAACCUCACAAGAGUGUCAACUAUCAAAUGUUUCUAACUGCUAUUAGACAGACAUGGUGGUACUGGUCACCAAAUUGAAUACUUUUUAGGAGAAUGUCAGAGGAAGUUCAAGUAUAUGUCAUAUUCUUUAUGAUAAUCCCAGAGUUAUUUUUUCAAGAUUCUCUCUUGAUCUUUAUUUUACAGAAUGUUGUAUGCGCAAAAUAUUUGCUUAUUUUUUGUAUUCUAUUAUUAUUCUAGAUUUUGGAGAUGUUUACUCUGCAAGGUGCUCAUACAGUGAGAGAAUUAAAGACAGUACAUGAUAUCUUUAAUCUUAUCAUAAUCUUUUUGACAUAAAUAUUGUUGGAUAUUGGACAGUAAAAAUGGGCAUUGAACUGCAUACUCAUAGAUAUAAACAGAAUAAUAGAAUUCAUUCUUGCAUAUGGUAGGGGCUGUGUUUAUGAACCUUUCGCACAGGUAGUUAACCAACGUUGUCACUGCGCAGCUACAUUGACCUGGGGGGUGUUUCACAAAGACUCAGUGUGACUUGGAGUCAUGCUUAAAAUGCCGAUGCGCAUAUGGUGCAACCUUAUUGAUUGGUACGCAGGAGCGCGUAUCCUCUUGGCAAGAUUUGACUAAUGGGGUGUUGCGUUUUAUUCUGCACGCAACUGGGAAUUCAAGUGUGACUCCAAGUCAAACUUAAUUCUUUGUGAAACACCCCCCUGAGCUAUACUGACUUGAGAAAGAGGGGUCACGUUUGGCGCAAGCGCUUUUUACUUGGCAUGACACAGGCAUUUGCUCUGAGUUAUUUAUACGUUCACUGAAGCAAGAUGACGUGUGUGAUUAGUAUUAUGCAUCCUUUUCUGGAAUUAGUAUUCAUAUUAAGUAUCAACUCUUUAAAAUUGCAGCUUAAUUCAGGGUUUUUGGUAUUCUGGAAAAUUGAUUGUUAUAAUAACUUAUGGAUUUGGACUGUCCUCUGAUUUAUCACACUGAAUUUUUUUUUUUUUUUGAUGCGGAUUACUAAUAUUUACAGAAUUUGCAAUUACUAACAGUGCCGUUCAUUUUGUUUGGGUGAGGACAAUUUUCUUUUUCAAUUUUUUAGAUUUGUUUUAAAAUUUCAUAUCAGAAGUGCUUUCUUUAAUGGCCUUUUAUUUACCUUUGCAUAGUCAAAGCAUCAUGUACAGAAUUGAAAUUAAUAGAAUUACAAUGUAUUGAAAAAUCAGUAUUUAGAUAUUUAUCGUUUAUGGCUUAGAUAUAUCAUGUAAUGAACUGAAUUUAUGAAAUGAUUGUUGUGUCGAUGUAUCAAAUAAGUGUGAUAUGUAUAUCGCUAUAUAAUUGUCCAUUGAUGAAUAGUUAUAUGUAUUAGAUUAUAUUGCAUUCCAUUAUGUUUUUCAUUUCACAAACUUUUAAGUGUAGAUUGAAUUGUCUUUUUUAUUUUUUUCUCAUUUUGUUUUCCCCUUUUUUUUAAGGAGAUAAAUGUUAUAGCAGUUGCAUUAAAGUGGUUGGUUUUUACCAUGCAAUUUAGAUUUUUGGUAAGCAAAAAGGAACACUAGGAAAUGGUUGUUUUGAAAAUGAGUUUCAUAAGUAUUAGUGUUUAGAGUAUUACAAAAUUAAUAUGAGAAUUAUACCUGCUAACGAAGGAAAAACCUGUGUCUAAGAUGUAACCUGACAUUUCACACUAUGUUGGCUGCAGAAAUAUCUUCAAGUUCCCACUUCUCAAUUGAAAUGUUGUAUGGACUAGCCAAAGAAAUGUGUACAUAGAAUACUAUAAGUGCACUAGCUCUGAAUGAACAUCCAAGUGCCACUGGUGUAGCCCUGUCGAACUCCAGUUAUGUGUGUUCAGUAUGUUUAUAUUCAUAUACACCUUCUUGUGAAGAAUCAGUAUUCAGUCUUGAAAACGAUACUUGAUGUGAUAAUCUAGAAUGAUGUAUUUUGAGAAUGUAGAAAAUACUUGAGAAUAGGUCAGAAUUAUUGCACGUCAAUAGUUUUCACUUGUUGCCAGUUGCCCGAUAGUCUGCAGGUAUCCUUCCCCCCUUUUUUUACAUUUGUAGUGUGAAAGUCCAGAAAAAAUAGGGGGUAUUAUGACAAGAGUAAGCUAUUCACAUGUUCUCACACAAAAUGGAAGCAUUUAAGAUGUUAAGAUUCUCUGAAGAUGAAAUUAAUGUUCUUAAAGAGUGUGAUAUUGCUCAAGGUUCUUUCACAAGAUGAGAGCAUGGGUCGGAAUAAAAUAUCAGUACUUGUUCAGAUGUCAGUGGAAAUGGGGAACAUCCUAGGAUAACAUAAAUCACUUCUUCCUUUCAAAAUCUGAAUAUACCUCAAGGGUUGAUCCAUCAUAUAAAUUACUCAUUAAAUGCCAAUUCAGGCUGACUCUGUUGGAUGUGAAUCCUAUGUGAAUCCUUUUAGGCCCUGUCUUAGAGAGACUUGUAAUUGAUGAUCUCAUUUCAAUUACAGAAUUCCUUUGGAUCCAUAAACUGGAAAGUAUAAAUCAUUCUAAAAUGUUCUCCAAACUUGUUGAAAAUGUGUGUGUGCAUGAUUGUUUAGGUUACCAAUGGACAGUGUAUGUACCUUCUGGAUGACUAAUAAUGACAAUGGCAGCUGUCCAGAGUUGUGAUUGGUUAGAUCAAUUGCAGUGCUUUGUAAGGCGGGGCUCGGCAUAAAAGAUAUCAAUUGUCAAAACUUAGUGUAAUGCUACAGCCACAUCAAUGUAAUCAACUUCAAACUGAUCAAUGGUAUGUCAUUGGAUAUCACAUACUAGAUUUGGGACCCGUUGCAUAAAGAUGGGUUUAAACACGACUCAAAAUUCAAUCGCAAGUCCCCUAAUACGCGCAUUUCAUUCAUUGAAAGUCAAGUUGCAUUUGAUUUUUUUAAGUUGCAUUUGAUGGUUGUUCUUUCUGCAAAGGGCCCCAGGUCAGUCUUUAGUCAGGUUUAUGCCAGUGAGAGCCUUGGCAUUACUGUUUAGUAAUCUAUUGCAUGCUGUGAAUUGAAAGUUACAACCAAAUGUAACUAUUGAUAUAUCCCUUUAUGUUAAAAGGCCCUGCUGUUUGGAUCACAUUUAUACAGGAAUCUUGGUUCAAAGCUCACAUGACAAUCUUCAAUUCUUGGGAAUAUGCGUUGGAUGUUAUUGGCAGUCUUAGGAAUAGGAAUGUCUAAACUUGACAUUGUGAUUACUGUAAAAUAAUUAGUCUUUAAAUGUGAAGACAAGGAAGUUCUGUUCAGAGCUGUUUGUAACCUUUAGAGAUAUCACUUCACACUAUGUGUAUAUACUCAAUAAAAAGGUGAAAGAAGUUUGUAAUGAGUACUGUCAGUGAAAUCAGCAGAUGUGUGAAUGUAAUCUUUAAACAAGAUUUUCAUUGUGAAAUGAACUUUUUAACCAUACUCAAAUGUGAGUUUUGGAACAAGAUUUUAUGUAAAUGGUAUGUUUAUCAAAGAAUCAUGAAUAAACCUAUUGCUCAAGCCUUUUCUACUCAAAUUGCAACAAUAUAACAAAUACAUAACCAGUAGAUGUUUGGCAGACGUUCUUACUUUAUUAGGUCAUUCUUUGCCAUCAACAUUUGUAUAAAUAAAAUGAAUGUUAAACAUAAUUUUUGAUAUAAAUAAAAUCAGGUUUAAAGAUAAAUAAA